AUGGCGGAUGUGAGGACACUGCUUCUAUGGGCGGUGGUGACAGAGUGUUGGAUACUGUUCAUACUGGGGUCCUGUCCAGCAGGAAGUUUGGAGAUGCGUGUAGUUACAGCUGCCACUGUGGACAUUCCUUUAACCAGACAACUGGAGUUUGUGGAGGGCAGCACGACGGGACCACUGUUCCAACUGACAGGGGCGGAUAACCUCCCUCCCCACAACAAUCCGUUCGUCUACUGGCCUGACCAGCAACACAAUGAAGAUGAAAACAACAUUCUGAACCCGUUCUUUGACGAGUGUGUGGAGGAGAGUAACAUAUGUGACCAGGUGUGCUACAGGGCGGGGCCGGACACACAGAUUUGUGACUGCUACCAGGGCUUCUCACUCAUGCUGGACGGAGCGUCGUGUAGAGGUGGGUACCCGGUAGGAACUCUGCAGGUGCAUGUGGGCGAGAAUGUGGACGAAUGUGAGGAUGGCUACUGCGGUCAGUACGGUCAGUGUGUCAACACCAUGGGCUCCUUUAUCUGUACGUGUGAACCCGGCUUCUACCUCAACAACGACAACUUGUGUACAGGUAACGACAGCUUGUGUACAGAUAUAGAUGAGUGUAUGGACACAGGCCUCUGUGUCGGGGAGUCCCAGUGCCACAACCUGCUGGGGUCAUACCAGUGUACCUGCCCCCUGGGAUUCCAGUACACGAGCGACGGAUGUGCAGACGUUGACGAGUGCAUAUCCGGCAAGGACCGGUGUCAUGCGCAUGCUCACUGCGGCAACCUGAUCGGCUCCUACUUCUGUCAGUGCUGGAAGGGCUACAGCGGCAGCGGCUACAUCUGCUACGAUGUCAACGAGUGCAAGGUUAACAACGGCAGCUGCGACCAUAGAUGUCAAAACAUCCCCGGCAGCUUCCGGUGUGGCUGUAACUAUGGUUACCGACUUGGCAGGGAUGGGAGAACCUGUGAAGAUGUAGAUGAAUGCCAGUACGGGAACGCCGGGUGUGAACACACCUGCAACAACGUGGUGGGGACAUACUACUGCAGCUGCAACGGGGGAUACAGGCUGCACGUUGACAACAAGAGAUGUGUCGACGUGAACGAGUGUAUGACCGACCACGGCGGCUGUCACGGGUUCUGUAACAACACUCUAGGGUCCUUCUACUGCCACUGUCCCGCUGCCCUUGUUCUAGCAGACGACGGGUUCUCCUGCAGACCCAUUGCGAGCUGCAGAGACAAGAAUGGCGGCUGUGAGCAGGUGUGCGAGGAUCUGCCAGACGACAAGUUCAGAUGCUCCUGUAGGCCUGGUUUCACGCAGAACAUCAACGCCAGAUCGUGCAAUGACAUAGACGAGUGUUUAUCGGGCAACGCAGGCUGCGAGCAGGAAUGUCUCAACACGCCCGGAAGUUUUCAGUGCGCAUGCCGGAAGGGCUAUCAGAUGCGCAAAAACAGAAAUAACCAGAGGAAAUGUGAACCAACAUGUGACCCUCCGUGUUCUAACUACGGACGCUGCCUGGCCCCGAACAAAUGUCUGUGUCCCGCCGGAUACCCAGGACCCGGAUGUUCGGCAAUCUGCAGUCCACCAUGCAGUCACGGGGGAACUUGUCUGAGGCGGAACCGAUGUGUUUGUCCAGCUGGCUGGACAGGGAACAGCUGCUUGAGAGCUGUAUGUCAGAUACCCUGUAGGAACGGGGGGCGAUGUGUGGCGCCCAACACGUGUCAGUGUUCAUCAGGGUUCACGGGGGAUCAGUGCCAGACACCCACCUGUUCUCCUGGGUGUGAAAACGACGGGCGAUGUAUCCGAGUGAACGUUUGUAUGUGUAAGAAGGGAUUCUCGGGACCAAGAUGUCAGAACUCACGUCCUCGGUGUCGCCCGGGUUGUAGAAAUGGAGGGAGAUGUGUCGGCUUGAACAAGUGCACGUGUCGGCCUGGAUACAGAGGAAACCUAUGCCAAAUAGCUCCCAGGGCAAACUGUCGCCCAGCCUGUCAAAAUGGUGGCAUAUGUCUCCCUGGCAACAGGUGUCGGUGCCCGGAUGGGACAAAGGGCUUCCGGUGUCAAGACAGACACUGCCCUAUAGUGACAAUCAUAUUUUUCCCCUGA
Haliotis rubra (blacklip abalone) is the source of this 2085-nucleotide messenger RNA. Its product is annotated as multiple epidermal growth factor-like domains protein 6. Lineage: Eukaryota; Metazoa; Mollusca; Gastropoda; Lepetellida; Haliotidae. The transcript has 19 exons. Gene Ontology annotation, molecular function: calcium ion binding. Bases 1 to 2085 code for a protein of 694 amino acids. The record is from RefSeq and is a predicted model, not a curated record.